UUCCAGCCUAGGAUUAUCAGUCACCCCCUUCUUCUUCCUCUGCCAUUUUCAGCCUUCUAAUUCUGAUAAUGGAAAAUGCCCGCGAUCAGUUUGAUAACAGGAAGAUGACUGGUUCAUCAGUUAAAGAAAUCAUUAAUGUCCAUGGAGAUCGAGAAUCAAUGAAGGAAGAAGAUUCACACAGACAUUUCUCAGAGUUAUCGUCUUCAAAGACCAGAGAGCUUCAUUUCGCUAAGAGGGACAUCGGCCGUCUUAAGGAGAUCAAACGGGUUGCAGAGACAACAACAGCUCAUGCUGAAUCCGACCUAUUCAAUGCGAAGAAGACGGUUAGUGAUUUGACUUCGGGAAUCCAGGAAAUCAAUUUCAGGACCAAGUUUCAGAGGAAACGCGACAACAACUCCAAUGGGGGUCGGCGAUACGCAGAAAUCAUGAAUGAAUUGGAGCAAGUGAAGCGUGAACUUAGCAAACUCAAGCUAGACAUGGCGGUCAUCUUGGAGGAGAAGAAUAGAGCAGAGAAAACGUCCCGAGAUGCUUUGCUGAAGAUGAAAUCCAACUCGACCUCCAUGGAAACCAUCCGAAGAGAGAUUGAGUUUGUUAAUGAAGAACAGGUUCUAGUGGAAUUGGCUAGGAUUGAGGCUGCCAAAGAAUUGGCAGCCAUUGAAUCUCAAAGGAAAGAAGAAGAAGCCAGAUUAUCAGCAAAAGUAGAGGAUAAGAGAAAGAAAAUGGCUGAAAUGUCCAGAGAAAUCGAGAGCUCGAAGGAGGUUGAAGCAAAGCUAGCGAUCACUACGUCCGACAUCAAUAUGUUGCAGACUCAGCUUGAAUUGGUGAGGGAAAUGGAUAAAAUGGAGAGUUUAGGAGAGGAAAAGUCGACAGAGAUGAAGUCGGUUUCUGAAGAACUUGAGGCUGCAAAGAAAGAGCUUGCUUCUGUAAAAGCAGAAGGGUUUCAGUUCAUGACAUCCAUGGAUAUUAUCAGAGAUGAACUCAAGCAUGUCAUGGAAGAAAUCGACCGCCUGAAGAAAACAGAAGACAAGGCAGAUUUAAAGAUUCAGAAUUUGAAUUCAAAGCUCAUAAGAGCGAAAGGGAAGCUUGAAGUUGUGACAUCGGCAGAGGAGAAGACCAAAUCGCUUGUUUCGAACCUCGCAGUCACCCUCGAACAAUUGAGAACCGAAACCGAGGCAGCGGAGAAAGAGAGAGAUCUAGUAAACGAAGAAACAGAAAACAUCAAGGCCGAGAUUCAGAAAUCAGAGGCUGAUAUAGACUUAACAGAGGUAAGAUUGCAGGCUGCGAUUCAAGAACUUGAAGCUGUUAAAACAUCGGAAGCUAUGGCUUUGGAGAAUCUAAAACACCUUGUGGAGAGUUCAAUGAGAUCAAGAGCUUCCACUUCAAAGCAAAGUUCGGAGAUAACAAUUUCGAAUUUGGAAUACGAGUAUUUAACAGGGCGAGCCAAGGGAGCAGAGGAAAUAGCUGAUAAGAAAGUUGCAGCUUCUCGGGCAUGGAUCGAAGCACUAAAGGCGAGCGAGAAAGAGAUGGUAAUGAAAACCGAGAUGGCUCAAAAGAAUGUUAAUGAAAUGAGGGCUAAAGAGGAGAAUGAAACCAGCAAAACUUUGAAGUCUCUUACAGCUACGAAAAUGGUUGAAGAAGAAUUAUGGAAUUGGAAAGAGCAAUCUGAGAAGAACGUUGAAUUGGGAAAACGGAGAUCCUCGGUGAACAUGACACCUGCUAGAAGGGCGAGGUUUCGAAAGGUUUCUUCACCUGGUUUUCGAGUAAUGCCGAGAUCUAAUUCAACCGUGGCUAGGCGGAAGAAAAAUGGUAUUCCCCAUUUGACAAGGUUGUUCAGUGGGAAGAGUGGAGAGCAAGAAUGAGUCUUGAUACAUAUGAAUUCAGAUCAAAAUGAAAAACCUGUCAAUAAAUUUAUGAGUUUGAUAAGAGAUCAAAUGUUUAUAUUGGAGACAAUGAAUUUGGGGUUAUAA
Messenger RNA from Impatiens glandulifera, 1967 nucleotides. Its product is annotated as protein PLASTID MOVEMENT IMPAIRED 2. Bases 69 to 1859 code for a protein of 596 amino acids. The transcript has 2 exons. Lineage: Eukaryota; Viridiplantae; Streptophyta; Magnoliopsida; Ericales; Balsaminaceae. The record is from RefSeq and is a predicted model, not a curated record.